UGUCACCUGUACGAACAAUACAAAAAAGUCUCAGCGUCUGUUUUUACUAGUAUUAAAGACAUUUAGAAGGCGGGCAAUAAUUAUAAAAAAUAUUAUCAACGACAGUGAAAGUGUUUACGUGAUGUUUAAAGAAUGCACUGUUAGAAAACUAAUAUCCGAUUGAUCGGAAUUGAAAGAUGAAUCAUCAUGAAGGUAGGCAGAAAGACGUCGCCGUUUGUCCGUACUGCAAUCUCCGGUCGUUUUCUUGUGAUAUUCAGCAUCUUUCCUCUCCAGCUGGUCACCGCCUUCCCAGAAGCUGCCAUAGCAGAGCAGUUUUGUAGAGACCCGGGUUUUCCUGAGCAUGGAAACAGAACACCAAGUUUCGGUAUGUUCUUUGAGAACGCCGUGGCCAGAUUCUCUUGUUCAGAGGGAUACAGACUGAAAGGAGCAUCAAAGAUCACCUGCGUUUCGUUUCGGAACGGAUCAAUGGGAUGGAGACCAAGCCUUAAACCAGUGUGCCUUCCAGAUGAAUGUCUUCCUCCAUAUAUUGAGGAUGCUGUUGUUACUAAUAAGACCUACAGGCCAGGAGAUAACCUUAUUAUCAGAUGUCAUGAGGGAUUUCAGGUCCGCUAUCCUGACACAGACAGCAUGGAAUCGGUUUGUCAAGAGGAUGGAACAUGGGACAAUCAGCCCAUCUGUCAAGGUUGUCUGCGCCCAUUGAGUCCUCCUCAUAGUUACAUGAACAUCUCUGAGACAUUGUUCUCCAUGCCUAUCGGAACAGUAGUACACUACCAGUGUUUUCCAGGUUAUAAGCUGGAGGGAGCAGAAUUAUUGGAAUGCAUGUAUAGCCUCAUAUGGUCUGAUGUACCACCCAGGUGCCUUGAUGUUGAAGCAUGUCCCUUACCUCCAAUGGUGGAACAUGGGGAUUAUCUAUGUCAUCCACAGCCAUGUAACCGCUAUAUCCAUGGGACUGUGGUGGAGUUCUACUGUGAUCCUGGCUAUUCUCUAGUAAAUGACUACAAGUACAUCACCUGUCAGUAUGGGCAGUGGUUUCCUCAGAUGCACUUCUACUGUGUUCAAGAUGAGACAACAUGGCCUGGCUUUCAGGAGUCUUUACUGCAUGCAUGGAAACCAGUGGCAUUUACUACCUCAGGUGUGCUGUUAGCCCUGUUUCUAGUCAUCUUAGCAAAGAUGUCCCACUGCAAAUGCAAGAGCAAUCAGAAUUCAAGUGAAGAAAGUGAGGAUGCCAGGGGUGCAAAUGUUAUAAUAGUGGAUGGAGUUGCCAUACCUCUACCGUCCUAUGAGGAGGCAGUCAGCGGAUCAUGCUACCAGCCCCCACACAUGCUUCCUGCUGCUGGUCCAGGACCCACACAGACCUCAGAAGAGCAGGAUCCUCCUUCAUAUCCAGGGCAGGCAGAAAGUCAGAAUGAUGCUUCAUUGGAUGCUGGGGAUGCUGAGACAUGUGACAACAUCUCAGAGCCAUCAGAGUGUCUACAAGCUAUGCAUCUAUCUUCUUCACAUGACAUUGGGUUGAGCAAUGUAUCUGAGAAGACCAAUGUGAUCACCUCCAUGGAGGACACUGCUUCCACGAGUCCCAGUAUAGAUAUAGCUGAUGAAAUUCCUCUUGUGGAUGGUGGUGAAGAGGACUUCUGAUACUGUGGACACCCAUCCUUGGAUUUUCUCACUGCUGUAUAAUAUAAAAUUAUAAUUUUUUCAACACUCCACAUUAAUUAAUCAUAGGCACAUUAAUCUUUCCUGAAGACAGGCUGAUAUUAUGGCCAAUAUUCAAUAAAUUUGCAAGGCAAUAAAGACAAUAAGAACAUAAAAUGGCCAUUUCCUCAUGCUUGGAUUGUGGGAAAAACUAUGCACUUGUGGUUAAACCAGUUUGUUUAUUAAGAUAAAUUUCACAUUGUUGGUCAAAUCCAGCACUUACCAAAGGAGAAAUCACAUUUUAUGUUUAGUAAUUAGAACUGAAAUCUGUUUUAAUGAGUCAACUCCGUCUGGCCAGUCUUCAGAUGCAACAUAAUAUAGACUGUGAAAUUUGCAAGCUUUGAGGAAAAUUAAUAAAAUCUGUAAAUUAUAUUUCAGAGAUGACUAAGGAUUUUAAUUAAACAGAAGACUUCAUUAAUAUAUAUGCUGCUUUCAAGUACAAAAAGUAUAGUAAUUAAACCCAAGAUUUCUUAAAUCAAUUGUGGUUUGUUCCCCUGACUUAAACAGGUAAUAUUGAUUCUACUAGCAUCGAUCACAGUUGUCUUUUUUAACACACACAAAUUACUUGUUAAAUUUUUUUCUACACAUAUUGUAUUAUUACUGCUUUCUACUAUUUCCCAGUAUUUACACAAUUUAGCACUGGAUUAGCACAUAUUUCAAUUAAAAUGUUUCUUCAUGUGACUGUGUGCCAUCAUUUAAAUUGCCGCUGAUUAUCCCAAAUAAAGUUCAGCAGUUCUCA
Messenger RNA from Clarias gariepinus (North African catfish), 2428 nucleotides. It is a transcript of the gene susd4, whose product is annotated as sushi domain containing 4. The coding region runs from base 187 to 1632 and encodes 481 amino acids. The record is from RefSeq and is a predicted model, not a curated record. Gene Ontology annotation, biological process: negative regulation of complement activation, alternative pathway; negative regulation of complement activation, classical pathway. Lineage: Eukaryota; Metazoa; Chordata; Actinopteri; Siluriformes; Clariidae. The transcript has 9 exons.